AUGGCUAGCACUCAGGGUGUCAACGUCUUCCGUUACUCGGCUCUCGUUGCCGGUCUCAUUUACGGAGUCUACCACCAGUCAUCCAUUACCCAGGCUGCCAAGCGCACAGAGAUCGAGCACGAGUACGCCCGCAAGGAGCGCUUGAUCGAGCAGGCCAAGGCCGAGUGGAAGAAGAAGACCCAGCCCAAGCAGGAGACCACGCAAUCCAGUGGAUUGAUUACCGAUUUCGAGGACCCCAAGUUCGAUCUGGAGGCUUUCUUGCUGGCCAAGGCUAAGGAGAACCCUUGA
Penicillium subrubescens is the source of this 288-nucleotide messenger RNA. RefSeq names its product ATP synthase subunit e. Gene Ontology annotation, biological process: proton motive force-driven ATP synthesis. Gene Ontology annotation, molecular function: proton transmembrane transporter activity. The transcript has 3 exons. Lineage: Eukaryota; Fungi; Ascomycota; Eurotiomycetes; Eurotiales; Aspergillaceae. Bases 1 to 288 code for a protein of 95 amino acids. The record is from RefSeq and is a predicted model, not a curated record.